UGAAGGACUGGUUUGUGUACAGUGUAAAGCCACACCUUCAGCCGUCCUGCCCAGUUGUUUCCAGCAGGUGAAAUUCUGUAAGGGACAAGUUCAGGGAACUUAUUCGCAUUCCAACAUCAGCCACUGACGUACUAAGGGCACUAGCAUAAACCAUGCCUUCCACCAUCAACAGGAAAUCAUAUCCUCCUGAGGCAGACAAGAGCAAGUCUAGUGUGGUAGAGGACAGCAAAAAGAAGACGUCCCUGCUGAAGGACAACAGCUGGAUCAAGAAAGAUGUGAAUGAUGACAAAGCAGUGGACCAAAAUUCAAACUUUGGAAGAAGUGUCCUGAGCCGGUUUAGAUCCUCUGAAAAUCUUAGCAGCUCUUCAGAGAAAAGCACCAGCACCAUCACCACCACCUCCUCCACAGUCAGUGCCACUGGUCCAUCAAGAAAAAAUGUCCAGUCCCUGACUAAAAGAUUCAGUGCAAGUCAGGAUGAACUGGAUUCAAGCAGCACUACUACUACGUCUUUCAAAAAUGGCACGAAGACAACUGUGACCACAAGCAGGACAUCUGUGAAGUCACCAAACAAAACGGAAACAUUCACUGAAAAGAUCGUCACAGACUCCAAGACUAAUUCUGGGAAAAUUCAAACUCAGCCACCUACACCUGUUGAGGCAACUACCAAAAGUGUUACCAAGAGAGAGACUGUCACUGUAACUACUUCCAAGGACAACACAGUUCAAGAGGACAUAAAAACUGUCAAACCUGCAAUACCACUCUCACCCACCAAGACAACCAAGACAGAGACUGUCAAAGUGAUUACUUCUAAGGAUAACACAGUGCAAGGAGACAACAAAACAGUCAAAUCAGUGACAACACCAACCUCACCCACUAAGAGUACCAAGACAGAGACUGUCACUGUGACUACUUUUAAGGACACCAUAGUUCAAGGGGACAUGAAAACUGUCAAACCUGCAACACCACUCUCACCCACAAAGACAACCAAGACAGAGACUGUCAAAGUGAUUACUUCUAAGGAUAACACAGUGCAAGGAGACAACAAAACAGCCAAAUCAGUGACAACACCAACCUCACCCACUAAGAGUACCAAGACAGAGACUGUCACUGUGACUACUUUUAAGGACACCAUAGUUCAAGAAGAGAGCAAAUCAGCUAAAUCAGCACUACCAGCCUCACCCACCAAGAGCAUUACAAGCACAACCUAUACAAGUACUACUCCAACUUCUAAGACAGAGUCCCAUACCUUCAGCUCCAAAUCCAGUGCUGAAGACCAGUUGUUUGACACCCUCAUACCCACAUCCAUCAAAUCAGCUCGUGCAUCGGACAGGCCUGAAGACUAUACUUCUGAAACCGUGGUCACCGAAUCCAUGAAGACCUACUCCUCCACAUCUGACAGUUAUGAAUAUAGAAGUCGUAGGGGCUCCACAAAAACCUACACUACAACAACUUACACAGAGAGCAGACCUGAAGAUCUAUCGGAUAUCUACAAAUCGAGAACUGUUGAAACGGUUUACACAUCACCUGAAAGGAAAAUCAUAGAGAGGGAUCUUUGCACAUACUGCCAGAAACCAAUGCUCUCUGAUACGAAGAUGAUUCUAGAGGAUGUGGAUAUAAAGUGCCAUGCUAGUUGUUUCAAGUGUGAUGCGUGUAAGAGGCCUCUUGGACACCUGAAGGCAGGGGACAGCAUGUGGUUGUACCGCCGCAGUGUGCACUGUGAGGCCUGCUUUGGUAUCACCAAGGGUAAAUGGCUUCACUGAGGACAAAACUACUGCAAAUCCGUGAAGCGCACAUACAUGAAGGAAUUUCACAUAAUGUUAAAAUAGUUUGAUAUGGUGAAGGAAAGAAAAACAGUUCUGUAUGCAUAUUGAAAGUACUCUCCCAGGGGUUUUAUUAAAAAUAACUAUUCAUUUGAUAUACAAAAAUGGAAAAAGACAGUUUGGGUGGUGGAUCUGUUGAAAAUGCAUGUGAGAGGGGAUUUAUUUCUUUAUUUUAUUAUAUAUAUAUUGUUCUUUUAAUAUCUCAUUUGCUAACUGAAGUGAACUACUGAAGUACUAAUUAACAAGUGCAGUAAAGUUAUGAGCCACGAUAUUUUGAUAUAUUAUAUCAGUGAAAUGUUGGGGCCAUUUCUUUGGGCUUCUUUUUAAUUUUUUUGUUUAAAAAUAAAAAUAUUACCCCAUGUUGGUUUGACCUGCCAAUAAAAUAUAUUUUUGAUUGGUGUAAA
This is a messenger RNA of Pangasianodon hypophthalmus (striped catfish), 2224 nucleotides long. It is a transcript of the gene scel, whose product is annotated as sciellin. Gene Ontology annotation, cellular component: cytoplasm. The coding region runs from base 153 to 1760 and encodes 535 amino acids. The transcript has 23 exons. Gene Ontology annotation, biological process: epidermis development. The record is from RefSeq and is a predicted model, not a curated record. Lineage: Eukaryota; Metazoa; Chordata; Actinopteri; Siluriformes; Pangasiidae.